CCCACCCCCACCCCCCUUCUUCGUCAAAUUCAGUCACUCACUCUUUUUCUUCACUUCCAGCUCACUACACCACACUGAACACAGAAAUGGCGAUCCCAAUCUCCAUUUCCAAUUUUACCCCUCUCACAUUCCUCUAUUUACUCUUCUUCUCCUCCAUACUUCUCCCCAUUUCCUCCUCUCUCAACAUUGCCGAUCUCCUAUCCUCUCACCCUAAUUUCUCCGACUUCACCUCCCUCCUCACCACCACCGCCGUCGCCGCCGAUCUCUCCGGCCGCUCCUCCAUUACCAUCCUCGCCGUCCCCAACGCCUAUCUCCGCACUUCCUCCGCCGUGAACCGCCCCUCCCCCGCCGUACUCGCCGACGUCCUCCGCUACCACGUCCUCCUCGAGUACCUCUCCCUGUCCGACCUCCGCCGCAUCCCUCCCACCGGAAAAAUCGUCUCCACCCUCUUCCAAGCCACCGGCCGCAACGCCGCCGCCAAUUCCGGCUCCGUCAACAUCACCUUCGACCCCUCCUCCUCAGCCGUCACCUUCCACUCCCCCGCCGCCAACGCCACGCUGCUGUCCCCCGUCGAAACCCUACCCAUCAACGUAUCAAUUCUGUCGUUAAAUUCGCUGCUGAUACCCUACAAUCUCGAUCUCAUGGCUUCCGAAACACGGCCGCCUCCGCCGGGGCUCAACAUCACCAAAGCCCUAAUCGACGGCCACAAUUUCAACGUCGCGGCGGCGAUGCUCGCCGCCUCGGGGGUGGUUUCGGAGUUCGAAAACGACGAAGGCGGCGCCGGGAUAACCCUCUUCGUCCCCACAGAUAAAGCCUUCGCCGAUCUACCUUCUUCCGUCAAAUUUCAGUCACUGCCGGCCGAUAGAAAGGCGAUCGUGUUGAGAUUCCACGUCCUCCAUUCCUACUACCCGUUGGGUUCGCUGGAGGCGAUUGUGAACCCGAUUUACCCUACAUUAGCCACCGAGCAAAACGGGGCGGGUCGAUUUACCGUAAACAUUUCUCGCGUAAACGGGUCGGUUGGGAUCGACACGGGUAUAGUCCAAGCUUCGGUUACCCAAACGGUUUUGGAUCAGAACCCGGUAGCGAUUUUCGGGGUAUCGAAGGUGUUGCUCCCAAGGGAGUUUUUCGGCAAGAAUCCGGCCGAGGUGAGUAAGCCUAGUGAAGGUAGUGGAACAUUGGUUAAUAGUGCCCAGCCGCCGGAAAUUUCCCUCUCGCCGGAAUAUUCUCCCGGUCCACCCCCUCUCGGGCUGGAAAUCCGGUCUUCGGUAUUGAGAAUACUUCCGUGUUGGUGGUGUAUAGUAUUGUGCUAUUUAUUGCUAUAACAAUUCGAUAUUCCGAUUGCUUCUCAGCAUUUCGAAAGAAUUAAUGUGAUCGAAAAACAAAUUAACACGGGAAAAAUCGAACUUCCGUUUUUCUACUUGAGGAUUCAAUUCAUCAUGAGGUAAAGAAGGAAAGAAUCUGCAUUCUUGUUGGUUUGUAAAGAACUUGCUGUAAUGUAAUAUAGUGUGACGGAUUUUCUGCUGUACAAUUUUGAGUGUAAUAAAGUUUAAUUGCAGUA
Erythranthe guttata (spotted monkey flower) is the source of this 1558-nucleotide messenger RNA. RefSeq names its product fasciclin-like arabinogalactan protein 4. Gene Ontology annotation, biological process: mucilage biosynthetic process involved in seed coat development; abscisic acid-activated signaling pathway; multidimensional cell growth. The record is from RefSeq and is a predicted model, not a curated record. Gene Ontology annotation, cellular component: plasma membrane. Lineage: Eukaryota; Viridiplantae; Streptophyta; Magnoliopsida; Lamiales; Phrymaceae.